AUGGAGGUUUCAAGCUCAACUCUUCAAAACAGUAACAACGAUAAUGCUAAAGCUAGCUAUCUACGACGGCGUAGGAACACUGUCGGUGGUACUCAGAUUAACCGUCUUUCUGGGCCAUCUCGAAGGGCCAACGGCACUCCCACCAACCGUGGUCCUCCGCCAAAGAAGAGCACGGGUGGCGGUGCAUCGGAUGGAAGCAUUGCUCAAACCCCGGAGGAGGCAGCAUCGGAUGGAAGAAGCAUUGCUCAAACCCCAUCGGAGGCUGCAGCGUCGUCGGAUGGAAGAAGCACUGCUCAAACUCCGCCAGAGGCUGCCCCGCCGGAGGCUGCAGCGUCGACGGAUGUUAGCAGCAUUGCUCAAACCCCGCCGGAGGCUGUAGCGUCGACGGAUGUUAGCAGCAUUGCUCAAACCCCGCCGGAGGCUGUAGCGUCGACGGAUGUUAGCAGCAUUGCUCAAACCCCGCCGGAGGCUGCAGCGUCGUUGGAUGUUAGCAGCAUUGCUCAAACCCCGCCGGAGGCUGCAGCGUCGUCGGAUGUUAGCAGCAUUGCUCAAACCCCGCCGGAGGCUGCAGCGUCGUCGGAUGUUAGCAGCAUUGCUCAAACCCCGCCGGAGGCUGCAGCGUCGUCGGAUGUUAGCAGCAUUGCUCAAACCCCGCCGGAGGCUGUAGCGUCGUCGGAUGUUAGCAGCAUUGCUCAAACCCCGUCGGAGGCUGCAGCAUCGUCGGAUGUUAGCAGCAUUGCUCAAACCCCGGCUAUUGCACCAAUUGGAAGCAACAUUGCUACUCUAACCCUAACCCCGCCGGAGGCUGCAGCGUCGUCGGAUGUUAGUAGCAUUGCUCAAACCCCGCUGGAGGCUGCAGCGUCGUCGGAUGUUAGCAGCAUUGCUCAAACCCCGGCUAUUGCACCAAUUGGAACAUUGCUCUAA
Messenger RNA from Cucurbita moschata (crookneck pumpkin), 924 nucleotides. RefSeq names its product proline-rich protein 36-like. The transcript has 3 exons. The record is from RefSeq and is a predicted model, not a curated record. The coding region runs from base 1 to 924 and encodes 307 amino acids. Lineage: Eukaryota; Viridiplantae; Streptophyta; Magnoliopsida; Cucurbitales; Cucurbitaceae.